This is a messenger RNA of Geodia barretti, 828 nucleotides long. NCBI's taxonomy places the organism in Eukaryota, Metazoa, Porifera, Demospongiae, Tetractinellida, Geodiidae. The record is from the annotation of a GenBank genome assembly.
AUGAAUGAUGACCACAAUCCGCCCAUCCCAGAGGCUCAAAUCGGUGAGUUUCAGUCCCUGAUCGACAUCGUCGCCAGGCUGCGCGCGCCGGGCGGCUGUCCAUGGGACGCCGAGCAGACCCACGAGUCGCUGAAGCGCAAUCUGCUGGAAGAAUGCUAUGAGGCAUUGGAGGCAAUCGAUAACGAGACUCCGAUGGAGCUGGCCGAGGAACUGGGGGAUAUUCUGGUGCAGGUGGCGUUUCACGCCGACAUUGCCCGACAGGCCGGCAGUUUUGAUAUCGCGGACGUGCUGACCGCCAUCAACCGCAAGUUGAUCCGAAGGCAUCCACACGUAUUCGCCGACGGCACGGCGUCCGACGCCCGGCAGGUGGAGCGGAAUUGGGAGCAACUGAAGGCCGAAGAGAGACGGCAGGCGGGAAAACCGGACCCGUCGGCGAUGGACAGCGUGCCGGUGACCCUGCCCGCAUUAACGGCGGCGCAAUUGAUCCAGGACCGGGCGGCCCGGUUUGGCUUUGAUUGGGACGAAGUGGACGGUGUACUGGACAAAAUUUCGGAGGAAAUCGCCGAAUUCCGAGCUGCCAAAACCGAAUCGGAACGAGCCGAUGAGUUCGGAGAUAUCCUGUUUGCGCUGGUGAACCUGGCUCGCUGGAGCGGCGUUCACGCCGAGGACGCAUUGAGGCAAUCGAACGGGCGGUUUCGGAACCGAUAUCGCACGAUGGAGCGGUUGGCGCGGGAGCGAGGGUUGGAGUUCAGCGCGAUGGCGUUGGAGGACAAAGAAGCGCUGUGGCAGGAAGCCAAGGCGGUGGAAAGGUCGGCGAUCUCCGGGUAA